CUCCCGUUCAUUUCUGCACCAGUCUCGGUUCCAUCAAACCAUCCGCCGCUCGCUCUUCGUCUGCUCCUACUUCCAUCUCGUCUGCGGCCUGCAGUCGAUUGGAUUCUCUCGUCUGCCGCAGAAAACGCGCUGCCGGCAACAUCUGCCCCUGCACCGCCGCCGUCAUCGCUACUGGGGUUGCUGCGCCAGCUGGAAAAGCGCCGCGCCAAUCCAGCAAAAAUCUUGUCCUUCUCUGCGCAUCUGAUACUGGCCGCUCGGUUAUCGCCUCUUUGCAUCCCAUCUGCAGAUAUUCGUGUGCGCCAUGGGUCUCCCACUCUUCGUUGCGCCUAUUGAGACCGACCUACCCGCCAAACAGGCCCCAAAGCAUGGCAUUCUCUCUCCUUCUCACUCCUCCAUCCGGCGCGCAACCUACCUGGAAAGGCGCAAUCGACGGAACCCCCUUAGGCGCUCCCCCGAACAGCCGACUUCUGCUCUCGGACGUGAGGCGCUGAGAGAUGUGACCUCCGGGGGUGAGCGGCAGAGGGGCCGGCUAGAGGAACAGAUGAGUUCCCUAUUUGGCGGCACUUGGCAGAGUGUCGACCCCCCAGGGAGAGCAGAAGAAGGCGGCCAAGAAGGCGACCUUGGCUGGUGGAGCUCUGAUCCUCGACCGCGGGCUAGGCAUGCGCGCAUCGCCGUGAUAAGCAACUCCAGGCGUAGUCGCAGCCCCCUUCCCGCAAUGAUUGGCUCAGUAUUCCCCGGUAGCCUCAUCUCCAGCAGCCGCCUCCCCCCACCUCGUCUUCUCGAUGGAGGACUAGAAAGGAUCCCUUUCGAAGCGUCAACGUCCCUCGACGACGGCCCUCCGGUAGCCACUUCGAACCGGUACAGAUCUCUGCACAGAAACCAGUCACGAAUGUACCGAGCCUUGCUCUCUGGGCGCACUUUGCCUAAUGACCGUUAUUCGCGCCCGCUUCCGGUUGAUGGCCUGGGAGAUCGCGAUAGAAGCUUGAGCCCAGAGGGCUGGGAUACCUUGCGCUCAACGCUGACUCCUGAUCCACAGCCGCCCAGCGCAGGCUCUUCUUUUGCAUCCGUAGCGGCCACUCAAGGCGCAGGCCCCUCCAACCCUCCUCCAACCGCUCCAGAAUUGCCCGACGAGACCAUGGACCCUGCUUGCGAAUCCGGCCACGAAAAUUCCGACGACGAGGAUACCUAUUUUGGGUAUCCUGGGUAUCGUGGCAUUCGUCGCGCACACCAGCGGAUCAGCCAAUUAGUCCCCGAAUACAACUUGGAUGGGCCAUCAGAUGGGCCACGUGCUCGGCAACCCGAGUCUUCGAGGUCCUCUGGACCUGGGCAGAGCUCGAGUGAUGUUCUAGCAAAUCAUUAUUCCCAGCUAUUAUUUGGCCAGACCUCACACGCAGGAUCGGAGGACGAAAGAAGAGCUGAUCGGCUCCGGCCAAACCGUGAGGGAUCCGCGGGGAGCGGACCCACCACUCAUACAGGAGAUGAAGAAUGGCUAGGUAUGCAGCGAAUCGUGAGAAAUCUCGCGGCGAGAGAAGAUAUCCCAGACGAAUGGUGGGCUGGGGCUGGCCUUAAUCGAACACUACCUCGGGAGGGGCCACACUGAGAGAUUCUCAUCUGACAGGCAUUAUUCAUUCGUAAAGUGAAGCAGUGUGGAUUGGAAAGCGUGAAUGCUUCCAUAUCGCUGCUGAAUUUUCAUUUAUUAGCUCAUGGCUGAUUUGUUUGUUUGUUUAUUCAUUCAUCAGCUCUUUUUC
Molecule: messenger RNA, 1748 nt
Organism: Trichoderma asperellum CBS 433.97
Lineage: Eukaryota; Fungi; Ascomycota; Sordariomycetes; Hypocreales; Hypocreaceae
Source: RefSeq, a predicted model, not a curated record